GGCUUCAAAUUGAACCAGCCAGCCGAAGAACGGGUUGGUAGACUGAACGAACAUUUGCGCGCGAGAGCUCGCUGUGUGCAGUUGUUAUUAAGAGAGAAUUGUCAACUGCUGCUGUGUACAACGUGCCGUGCAAGACCCUCCCUGGCCUAGAAUUAAGGCGAGUGUGAUAAUAUAUUCCAGCAUGCUUAUUGACGAGGAAGCUGCACAACUGUGACCAUUGAAGUUACUCUGGUACUUCUUCACUCGUAAAAUGCCACAGUACAGGCAUUAUCAUACCAACAUGAGCAGAGUUACCAGGAUCGGCGGAGAUGAUAGUCUUGGCUUCAUAGUGUUUGUACCUGUCGUUGUUGUCAUGUUCCUGUUAGCCGUUUGCUGCCGGGUAUGCAGGGGGCAGACAGCGAGAGGAGAACACAUUUCUCCAGAAAUACCCACAGUACCACCAGUGGAGGACAGCGUAUUUACCUUGGGAAAUGGAGAACACUCUCCCGAAAGUGUCAGCCUACAGCAAAGACGAAGUUCGUUACCUGGCUGGGUUGGUCAGAGAAAUUUCUUAUCUGAACAUGGCAGCGUAUCAAUCCCGUCAUGCUCGAUAGAUGUCGAGGCACAGAAAAGUUUCACAGAAUCUCAAGCAUGCUCUAGCUCCACGCCUGUCGAGGCUACGCCCCAUGAAGGCCCACGGUCUAGCUCCACGCCUGAUGAGGCUACACCCCAUGCAGGCCCACGGUUUAGCUCCACGCCUGUCGAGGCUACGCUCCAUGCAGGCCCACGCUCUAGCUCCACGCCUGCCGAGGCUACAUUCCAUGCAGGCCCACGCUCUAGCUCCAUUAAAGAUACACCCAAAGCGCACCAGAGUGCUAACAUUGGUGAAACUACAAAAGUCCAUCAAAGCUCCGUCACAGGCGAGCCAGGCUUCGUAGCCCAUCAUCAACCCUCCGUGGAUGACGAGGUGUCGGACCCAGCACAAAUAAGGGUCUCCUGCUCGGCAAAGUCUGCAACAAGCACUAGCAACAAAACCAGUCAGGCAUGCCACCCGUCCGGUUCCACUGCGACUACAAAGUGUCGCAGAUACGACUCCCCACUGGCCAGACUCGUGACCUUUCAGAACUUCUCUUACAAGCCCUUGAAAAAUUAAGUGAUCUGCAUGUACAGUUGAUACCAUUGUGAUUUCAAAACGUGUAGGAAUACUUUUGUUAUAGUUUGGAAAAUGUGU
This is a messenger RNA of Procambarus clarkii (red swamp crayfish), 1210 nucleotides long. Lineage: Eukaryota; Metazoa; Arthropoda; Malacostraca; Decapoda; Cambaridae. The record is from RefSeq and is a predicted model, not a curated record.